CUUUAAAUCCAGCUGCCAGACCCCUGAAUGGGAGAGGCGGAGAGGACUGGCCACCAUGCACAGCUUCUGCAGCCUCCUGGCCCUUCUGCUGCCGCUGCUGCUACUACUGGGGGCCACCACGGGCCCCGCUGGAGCCCUCAGUGAGGAUGAAAAACACGUGAUGGUGGAGCUGCACAACAUCUACCGAGGCCAGGUGUCCCCACCGGCUGCCAACAUGCUACAAAUGAGGUGGGACGAGGAGCUGGCCGCCUUCGCCAAGGCCUACGCGCAGCAGUGCGUGUGGGGCCACAACAAGGAGCGCGGGCGGCGCGGCGAGAACCUGUUCGCCAUCACGGGCGAGGAGGACCUGGACGUGCCGCUGGCCAUGGAGGAGUGGCAUCACGAGCGCGAGCACUACAACCUCAGCGCCGCCACCUGCGCCGCCGGCCAGAUGUGCGGCCACUACACGCAGGUGGUCUGGGCCAAGACAGAGAGGAUUGGCUGUGGCGCCCACUUCUGUGAGAAGCUCCAGGGCGUUGAGGAGACCAAUAUCUACUUGCUGGUUUGCAACUAUGAGCCCCCGGGGAAUGUGAAGGGGCAGAGGCCCUACCAGGAGGGGACUCCGUGCUCCCAAUGUCCCUUGGGCUACCGCUGUGAAAACUCCUUGUGUGAACCCAUCAGAGGCCCAGAAGAGGGUCAGGAUUUGCCUUACCUGGUAACUGAGGACCCAUCUUCCCUGGCAACAGAAGCCUCAGGCUCUAGGAUAGAGGGUAUCACUUCUUCCUUAGCAACGGAACCUCCGUCCUUAUUGGUAACAGAGGUCUUAGGCUCCCUGGCAACAAAGGCUCUACCUGCUGUAGAAACCAAGGCCCCAUCUUCCUUAUUAAUAGAAGACUCCUCUUCCAUGGCAACAGAGGCUCCACCUUCCUUAGCAACUGAGGUCCCUUCCUUUUUGGCAACUCAUGGCCCGCUCUCCUUCGAUGAAAGGCCAGCUACCUUCCCCAAAUCGACCCAUGAUCCUACCCCCAAAUCGGCAGACAAAGAGGCCAGCAACACAAGAAUGCCCUCCAGGAGCCCAGAGAGUACUCUGCACCCUGAGAUGUCCUUGACGGGGACAUGGGAGCUGCUACCCCGCUCCCAGAAGGAGGGUGAGGCUGAGGCCGAGUUGCCUCAUUCCCGUGAGAUCUUGGCCUCAGUUUUUCCAGCCCAGGACAAGCCAGGUGAGCCGCAGGCCACACUGGAGCACAAGGGGCACACCUCCUCCAAGUCCCUGUCCAACUCCCCCAAUGCCUCUGCCACCGCUAACGCCAUGGGUGGGCGUACCCUGGCCCUGCAGUCCUCCUUGCCAGGUGCAGAGGGCCCUGAAAAGCACGGCAUCAAGUCAGGGUUGAACUCAAGCCCUGGGCACAUCUGGGGCCUCCUCCUGGGACUGCUGCUACUGCCUCCCCUGGUGCUGGCUGGAAUCUUCUGAAGGGGUCACCACUCAAAGGAACUGCCAGACUACUUUCCAAAGUGGCUGCACCAUUUUACAUUCCCACCAGCACCGUACAAGGGUUUCAGUUUCUCGCCAUUACCAACACUUGUUAUUGUCUGUCUUUUUUGAUUAGAGCCCUUCUGGUGAGUGUGAAGUAGCAUCCUGCUGUGGUUCUGACUUUCAUUUCCCUGAUGGCUAAUGAUGUUGAGCAUCCUUCCCUGUGCUUAGUGGCCAUCUGUGUAUCUUCUCUGGAGAAAUAUCUACUCAAGUCUUGCCCAUUUUUUAACUGGGUAUUUGUCUUUUUAUUAUUGAGCUGUAGGAAUUCUUUACAUAUUCUAGGUACAGCUCCCUUAUCAGAUAUAUGAUUUGCACACAUUUUCUCUCAUUCUGUGGGUUGUCUUUUCAAUUUUUCUUGAUGAUUUCCUUCAAACACAAAAAAAUGUUAACUUUGAUGACUCCCAACUUACUAUUAUUUUUGCUGUUGUUGCUUGUGCUUUUGGUGUUAUAUCUAAGAAACCAUUGCCUAAUCCGAGGUCAAGAAGAUUUAUGCCUAUGUUUUAAGAGUUUUAUAGUUAAUUGUGUGAAUUAAAGUGUGAAUGUUUAUUUCUGGACUUUCACAUUCCAUUGAUUUAUGUAUCUAUCUUUAUGCUAAUACCACACCAUCCUGAUUACUGUAGCAUUGUAGUAAGUUUUGAAACUGGGAAGUGCAAGUCCUCCAACUUUUUUUUUUCAAGAUUGUUUAGGCUAUUCUAGGUCCCUUGAAUUUCCAUUUAAUUUUAGGAUCAGCUUGCCAAAUUUCUGCAGAGAAGUCAGCUGAGAUUUUGAUAGGGAUUCUGUAAUCCACCACUUUAGCUACGUUAAGGCUGCCGACCCAUGAACGUGGGGUAUCUUUCCACUUAUUUAGGUCUUCUUUACUUUCUUUCAACAAUGUAUUAUAGUUUUCAAAAUAUAAGUUUUGUAAUUCUUUUGUUAAAUUUGUUCAUAAGUAUUUUACUAAUUUUUAUGCUAUUGUAGAUGAAAUUGUUUCAUUAAUUUCAUUUUUAGUUUGCUUGAUUGCAAGUGUAUAGAAAUACAACUGAUUUUUGUACAUCAAUUUUAUAUCCCACAACCUUGUUGAAUUCAUUUAUUAGUCAUAACAGUAUUUUUAGUGGAUUCCUUAGGCUUUUGAAUACAAGAUCAUGUCAUCUGCAGAGACAGUUUUACUUCUGUCUUUCUAACCCAGAUGACAUUUCAUUUUCUUGCCUAAUUGCCCUGGCUAGAGCCUCCAGUGCAGUGUUGAGUAACAGCAAGAGCAGAGCCUUGUCUUGUUCCUGAUCUCGGGGAGCGGGGUGGGGAAUGGUGUUUCACCAUUUGGUAUAAUAUUAUGGGCUUUUUAUAGAUGCCAUUUAUUCAGGUGGAGGGAACGCUCUUCACUUUUUAGGUUUUUGAAUGUUUUCAUCAUAAAGGGAUGUUGAAUUUUAUUAAACACUUUUCC
This is a messenger RNA of Hippopotamus amphibius kiboko, 2927 nucleotides long. It is a transcript of the gene PI16, whose product is annotated as peptidase inhibitor 16. Gene Ontology annotation, cellular component: extracellular region. The transcript is spliced from 7 exons. Lineage: Eukaryota; Metazoa; Chordata; Mammalia; Artiodactyla; Hippopotamidae. Bases 56 to 1450 code for a protein of 464 amino acids. The record is from RefSeq and is a predicted model, not a curated record.